GUGUCAGCGGUGAAUCUGCACCAAAUCCCUCUGCGCUGAUACAGAAUCCCACCGGAGCGGAAACUCAAGCUGCGCCGUUUAUCUGCGCCGCCGGAAGCGCGACUGACCGUGUGCGGUGUGUGCGGUGUGUGCGGAGCGGCUGUGGGGACCGAGACUGGAUACAACAUGACCUGAAGCUCCCAGAGAGAGAGAGUUUGGUGGGUCGAUUGGAGGUAUGACUGAGGAGAAAUGUCCUCAGUUGGUGGAUUACUUCGUGGUGGCGGGGCUGGCCGGCGACUCCGCCCCCCUGGACGAGGAAUGCCAGCAGAGGGGCGGCCGAGGGGUGGAGCCCAUCACCGACCUGGCCGUGAUCGCCCGCGGCCUCGGGGAGGAGGUGCCCGAGGGCUUCACGUGCAUCGAGAAGACGCCGUCGGGCCACUCGGCCGAACUCAGCGCCGGACUCAUCAACAACCCGCACAUGUUCCUGUGCUACCGGCGCGGCCACGACAAACCGCCCAUCCUGGAGCUCGGCGUCCUGUACGAGGGUAAGGAGACCCUGAAGCAGGGUUGGCACCUGAUCGAGACCACGCCCUACAGUCGCUGUGCCAGCCUGAGCUCAGGAGGCCCCGCCGCCCACAGAACCUUCCUCAUGUACCGCCGCGCGCCCGACUCUCAGGCCCUCAACACGCCGGGCGUGACCGACAUCUCGCUCCUCAUGCCCAGCAAGGGGGAGGUGGCUCAACACACCUUCUGCAGGGUGGACAAGAACCUCAACACCGGCAUGUGGGGUCCGGCGUUGUACCUGUGCUAUAAGCGGGCCGUAGCCAAAGCCAAUGCCCUGGUGUACGAGGCAGGUCUGAUCAGCCGUUACCCUGAGGAGGACCUGGAGUCGUUCCCGCUGCCAGAUUCGGUCUCGGUCUUCUGUCUGCCCAUGGGGGUGACGGUGGAGAGCUGGCCGCUCGACACCAAAUACCAGCUGCCCGUGUUCUCCACCUUCGUCCUGACCAGCGCGUCCGGAGACAAGGUGUACGGCGCCGCCAUCCAGUUCUACGAGGCGUACCCGCGGGCGGCCCUGUCCGAGAGGCAGCUGGUGCGCCUGGGCCUGGUCAGCGUGGUGGACCGCCGGCCCAUCACCAGCCGCACGGUGCAGGUGAAGAAGAGCGUGUGCGUGCUCUCACACUGGCCGUUCUUCACCGUCUUCCAGAAGUUUCUCACCUUCAUCUACCGGUACUCCAUCUCCGGGCCGCACGUGCUGCCCAUUGAGAAGCACAUCUCCAGCUUCAUGCACAACGUGCCGUUCCCUUCACCUCAGCGCCCGCGCAUCCUGGUACAGCUGUCUCCGUACGACAACCUCCUGCUGUGCCAGCCGGUGUCCUCGCCCUUACCGCUGAGUGGUGCCAGCUAUUUAAAGCUGCUGCAGAACCUCGGGGCGGAGAACACGUGCACCCUGCUGCUGGCCGUGCUGACGGAGCACAAACUGCUGCUGCACUCGCUCCGGCCGGACGUGCUCACGUCGGUCAGCGAGGCCCUGGUGUCGAUGACGUUUCCUCUGCGCUGGCCCUGUCCGUACAUUCCACUCUGCCCUCUGCGCCUGGCGGACGUGCUGUGUGCCCCCAUGCCCUUCAUCGUGGGAGUCCAUUCCAGCUACUUCGACCUGUACGACCCCCCUGCGGAUGUGGUGUGUGUGGACCUCGACACCAACACUAUUUUCCAAUCAGAAGAUAAGAAGCCCUUGUCCUGGAGAUCUUUACCGAGGAAACACGCCAAAGUCCUGCUCCACUCCCUCAGCAGCCUGCACAAGACCCUGGAGAAGAUCUGUACCCCCGGCCAGGAGGAGGCCACCCUGGAGUUCUUACUGACCGAUUACGAUCUGAUCUACGGGCGUCAGAAGCAGCUUGAGCUGGAGAUCCAGGAGGCCUUCCUGCGCUUCAUGAGCUGCCUGCUGAGGGGAUAUCGCUCGUACCUGCUGCCCAUCACCCAGGCUCCGUCGGAUAGAACCACCAACUGCAGCAAUCUCUUCAACCUGCAGGGUUUCCUGAAGUCGAGGGACCGGACGCAGCAGAAGUUCUACAUCCAGCUGACCAAGACUCAGAUGUUCACGCAGUUCAUAGAGGAGUGUUCGUUCGUCAGUGACCGACACGCCUGCCUGGAGUUUUUCGACGAGUGUGUACAGAAGGUGGACGUGGAGAAGCCCGAGGACGUGCGGCUGGUCGACCUCGAUGAGACCCACAGCGGGGAGCACACGGUCUUCAUCAUGCCGCCGGAGGAGCCUCAAGAGCCCGACGGUUCGGAGUGUCCGGCACCGUACAUCUACGAGACGUUUCCUAUUCUCCAGCCUGAGAUGUUUGACCGCCCGCAUGACCAGCUCCGUACCCCUGCCAAGGGCAGCGCCCCCAGCAGCCCCGCCCCUCGCCGUACCAAGCAGGAGAUCAAGCUGGCACAGAAGUGCGCCCAGAAGUACUCCACCGUACCGGACAUGUGGUCCAAGUGUCUGCUGGGUCACUGCUACGGCCUGUGGUUCAUUUACCUGCCCACGUUCGUCCGGGCCGAGAGCAACAAGGUCCGGGCGCUGCACACGGCCUACGAGGUGCUCAAACACAUGGAGACGCGCAAGGUGGUGCUGCCCGACGAGGUGUGUUACCGGAUCCUGAUGCAGCUCUGUGGGCAGUAUGGUCAGCCUGUGCUCGCUGUCCGAGUUCUGCUGGAGAUGAAGAAGGCCGGAAUAACUCCCAACACCAUCACGUACGGCUAUUAUAAUAAGGCCGUGUUCGAGAGCAAGUGGCCGUCCACCAAUCAGGGAGGGCGCCUCCGCUGGGCCAAACUGCGUAACGUCCUGCUGGCCGUGGCGCAAUUCAGGCAGCCGAUCAAGCGCAGGCAGAAGAGCGACUCGUUCAGCUCGAGAAAAGGCGACUCCAACUCUCUCCGCCCUCACUCCUCCCUUACACGCCAGACCAGUUGGAGCGGCUUGAGCGAAAGUUCGAGCCACGAAUCGCUGACCGGACCCAUAACCAAGAGCAACAGUCUGAGCAGCGUCCGAGCUCACAAGUCCAAGACGUCGGACGAAACCCCGGCGCAAACCGCGACCGCCGAUGACGCCGCCUCCCGCAAACCUCCCAGCGGCCGUCGGGACACGGCCACGCCCUCCCCGGGGCCGGCCGCAGAACGGAUUCUGGUGCGGCGGAGCCAGGUGUGCCUGUCCACGUUUUACACCGACUGCGCCGAGACCGUCCCGGAGAGCAAGUCCCGACCGGCCGAGAGAGGAAGCAGGUCUGUGGAGCAGCGGGAGACGCUGAAUCGUAAGGCGCUGGACGAGAACUCCAACAACGUGCCGUCUCCGAGUCGCAGGCUGGCCGGCAAACUGCAGCAGCUGCUCACGCUCACGCCCACGCGCCACCGCAACUCGUCCCGCCGGGCCGCCAGCGUGGACGAGCGGAGACCCGCCGCCAACGGCCCCUCCCGCAAGACGCCCGAGCAGAGGCAGUGGCGCAAGUCGCAGGUGGCCGAGACCCUGCUGAGGGCCAAGGAGCGCCUCUACAACGCCAACUCUGAGAGCUCGUUGUCCAUGGGAAGCGACAUUGACCUGACCGAGCCUUCGAAUUCCACAUUUACACUUCGGAAGUCGUGGGAUUCUGCACAGGAAGGGGCGGGGCUUGAGGUGAUGAUGUCCAGCUGCUCUCUCUGCCGGAGCUGCAACUCGCUGGUCUACGACGAGGAGAUCAUGGCCGGCUGGACGUCCGACGACUCCAACCUCAACUCCGCCUGCCCCUUCUGCACCGCCACCUUCGUACCGCUGCUCAACGCCGAGAUCUGCGACAAGGGGCCCGUCAUCGGUCACGAGCGCGCCAACUGGAACCUGGAGGACGAGGUGGAGAGUGCCAUGAGGCCACCUAGUGCGCAGGAGGGCUUCCUGCACCACCUGUACAACGGCGUGAAGGAGCACGACUCCGGGUCCGAGACCAGCGGGUACUCCGAGAGCAGCGGCAGCACCAACACCUACAGCGCGUCCUCGGGAGGCGGCCCUCAGGUGACCGUGGCCUACCUGAGUCCUCUGGUGCUGAGGAAGGAGCUGGAGAGCUUGCUGGAGAACGAGGGGGAGAGCGUUCUGUCUCAGGAUCAGCUGCUGGACAGCCACUCCAUCCUCUUCUGGAAUCUGGUGUGGUACUUCGCUCGCCUUGGUCUCCCGAGCAACCUGCUGCAGCUGGUGCGGGCGUCGCCGCUCGCCGUGCAGAUCUCACCGACCUCGGAGAACACCUCAGUAAGGGUUCGGUUACUGUGGGACACCUUGACGCCCGAUAUGGAACACUGGCCCCCGCUGUACAUACUCUGGAGGAUACACAGUAACGUCCCGAUGCGGAACUACGCGUGGCGCAGACACAACCACCCCUUCACGCUAAGCUUCCUGGAGGAGGUCCUGCGCUGGGUGGGCAUGAACGAGGUGCACAAGGCCGUCACGCUUCUUCUGGAUACCGUCGGCAAGAAACCCGGAUCUCCUCGAAUACAGAGGAGCGUGUACAGGGAAUUUCUCUUUCUUACUCUGGCUGCUAUGGGAAAAGAUCACGUCGUCGCCUUCGAUAAGAGGUAUAAGGCCGCCUACGCCAGACUGAGCGGCUCUCUGGGCAAGGAGGAGCUCAGGAGGAGGAGAGCUCUGCCACCCAGCGCCAAAGCCGUGGACUGCAGGCGCUGCUUCCUGGUGCCGCUGGAGUGCUGAGGGUUCUUAUUUGAUCAGGACUUGCGCCUGGUUAGAGAACUGUGAGCAGACGGCCCCGUCUGCAGGCUGGGUCGCAGGGUACUUACUGGAAUUGGGAGCAAACUUCGGAGGCACCUUGGUGGAUUGAGUAGCUCAUCUUAGCUAAGAGCGUAUAAUGUAUAUUUUUGUCGAUAUUUCAUUUCGUUUGCACUUGACACUAGAUUAGGGAUACGCCAGCUAGCUCUGCGUGCGGAUUAGCGGCCCGAUCCGCUAUCAGAACCUUCUAUGAGGAGGAAGGAAAAGCGUGUAGAUCGUGAUUUAAUAGUAACGAACCCGAAACUGCAAUACCGCGCUCACUUCUGGGACGGCGCGUGGCUAAGGUACGAUUACUGGGGGGCUGGAUAAAGAUUCCUGAGGAGUACUGAGGAGCGAGAGGUGUUCCCGCAAGUCUGAAGAGUGCCGAGCGUUGAAAAAGAUGAGGAACGGGUCUCGGUAUCAGUGGGAUUCCGACCGAGGAUUGAAAUGUACGGGACAUUUGGGCAACCCCAAUAAAACGUGACUGGGCACAGUGCAAUGGGAGCGGAUUUUAGGUAACGUCGGAGACUCAAACAAAAGACAUUCUGAUUGAAACUCAGCUUCUUGUGUUCUGUUUCUUGUUUGCGUUCUUUGAUUGGGUUGUUUUGAUCAGCGGGACGUGAGGACGUGUGUAAAGGAAACGUCACCAACCUUCUGUCCUCAAAAAUCGCUUCUGUUUUUUGUUGUUUGUUGUUUUAUUCUCGUGUGACUCUCGUUUGUAUCUGUGUGCACGUGUUGUGUUUUUAGGCUCCGUGUACAUUUGGUCAUUCGUUUGUCACUCCAAAUCCCAAAACUGAAAAACAAGAAAACGGGGCGUUAUUCAGUUUUUGUUUCAAGAUCAAAAAACAAAUAACAGACGAGCAGAUAUCAAAAAACAGGUCGUAUUUUAAUUUUCCAAAAUCAACAUUUUUUAUCAAUUUUUAUCAAUUCGGAAAUAAACGUAUUUGCUUCAUAUAGAGAGUAAAUCAAGCACACGUGUUGAGAAGACGGAGUAAACGGUAAUAAUAACUUUACGCUGCGUCCCCUGUUCUGACUCUUGUGUCUGCCGUACUUUUUCCUGCCCUUGUAAUUCACACAGGAACGAUUUUUCCUAAAUAAAAAACACGUCUCACCGUCGUCACAAUAUUAACAUUAAUAUAUUUUAUACUGUGUAGAACUCAAUUCUGUAAUACAGGUAUAACUGAUCACACACAUCGCUGUGUAACUAUUAUAACAUUUAAUGCAUUUUAAUCAGCGUUCUGCUUCAUGCACUUUUUAGAUUUAAGAAACAGCUUUAACUCAAAACUAAAUAACGAUUUGAAAUAUAUGUGAUUGUUGUUGCUCCUUGUUUACUGCAGAGUUCGUUUGUACAAUUUUAUUCAUGUUUGGAUGUUUAUUGGUCGAGAACAAGAAAUUCUAUAGUACAGGAUGAAUAAAUAAAUGAGUCUCGGACGUCAGACAGUCGUCCAGUAUAAACUAACAUGACCACGCCGGUGUACGACGUCCAGUACGGAAAUCUCUUCCCCAUAUUGUUUUUUUUUUUUUGCACGUAGAGCAAAUAUAAGCACGUCAAAUAUACAAACACAAGAGUCAGAACAACAGAAGACGCGUCGUUUGUUAUUAUUACUGUUUCAACACGUGUGCUUAAUUUACACUGUCUUUAUGUAAAGUAAAUAUAUGCAUGUUGGGGGUUGCCACCGGUCGGCUGGGCGCCAUCUGGCGGGCAUAAUUGGCAGUGCCUGCAGCAGAUACUACUUGGCCACCGUAUCUGCAGGGUGGGGGCCGGACUAUGUGUGGGUGGGUGGGUCUUCAUACGCUGUGUAAGGACCCUGAUUGGCGGAAGAGACGAGGAGGACUGUACACGUGUGGGAAGAGGCGUGUACAGCGGCCUAUAGAUAUAUAGAUAUAUACGCAUGUCAAUGCAUGCACAUGCCCGUGGUUGAACAUUAUAAUAUGAGCCGUUUUUCAAUUUCUGUAUGUUUGCUAUUUGAUUUUUUAUCUUGAAACAAAUAACACUUCGUUUUCUUGUUUUUCAGUUUUGGUUUUUGAAGUAAAAACAAAUAACCAAAGGUACACGGACCUUGUAGCCACACUCUCAGGCUGAUACGCCCUCCUUUGGACUGCAAUAUAUAUUUAUAUAUAUAUAUUUUUAAACCCCCCCCCCCUUCCAGUUGACAGUGCUGCAGACAAAAUCGGCAGCUGGGUGGGAAAAGACUGGACAAAAAAAAGUGGGCGGGGUCUUCGACACCAUGUAAGGACCCUGGUUAGUACCCCGAGGCGCGUGACUGUCCGUGCACGAGACCGACCUCACGUGCCGAUCCACCGAAGUACGGGCGAAUAAGAAGGGGUCGGUCAGGAGAAUAUAACCCUCCUCAGACGUAUCAGGGUCUACAGCAUAGGGAAGACUAAUUGGCUAUGACUAAAUUAAAGGAAAAGGGGAGAAGAUGCAGAAAUAAAAUGUAUUUAUUAAUGAACCUGCUUGUGCCAAACUGCAUUAUAUAAAUCAGCUGCAUCUCUGUGGCCUUCAUACUGUUUUUAUAUCCACUGUUGGUUUGUGGGAACUGCUCGGGGUGGAAUAACCAACCAGCUUUUUUAAAAUAAUAAUAAUAUAUAAAAAUGUUAAAAUUAUUUACAUUUAUUACUUAUCAUGUUUGUUAAAUAUGUAACACAGGUCUAGAUGUGACACUCGGUAAAGAAAACAUAGGAAAGUUAUGAGAGGACGAACGUUCACGGUCAGAUUCUAUAAAGUAAAGCAUAUGCAGUGUGUAAUUCACCCCCCCCCCCCCCCCCCUUCAAUCUUCCUCCCAAUUUAGUCAUACCCAAUUCCCAGAUUGUAUUCCACCUCUACUGCCACAGACCUCCACUCCUGACCCAGGAGGGUCGUGACUAACACACACCCCGUCCAACGCGUGUGCAGCACCGACCGGUUCCUUUCACCUGCACCAGACGUGUUCACACGGAGAUCCGUAUCGCGCACGGAGAGUCACGCACCGACCCCCAUUAUCCCCCCAAAUUCUGGUCGAGCCCAUGAUUUCUGGUGUUCUUCUACCAGAAAUCCUGACUGACACGUAUGCAGUGCAGCACCGCUUCUUUUCACCUGCGCUAGGCGGGUUCAUGCGGAGAUCCGUAUCGUGCACGGAGAGUCUCGUACUGUAUGUGCCAUCAAUCAGCCAGAAGAGGUCGCAAUUUCAGCAGUGAUAAGGAAAAGCAUUGCAGUGUGUAAUUCACCCCCCACUCAAUUUUCCUACCAAUGUAGUCGUAUCCAAUUCCCUGAUCGUAUUCCACCUCCACUCCUGACCCAGGAGGGCUUCGACCAGCCAUUUGUUGUCCAUAUAGGCGCCCAGCCGGCCGAUUGCAGAGCUGAGAUUCGAACCUGCUUAUAUUGUGGGCUCAGACGAACGCGUUUGAACACCAGGGCUUCUUUUACUCAACAUUUUAAUCCUUUUCUUUGUUUAACUGCUGUUUUAUCAUUUCAGAGUCACGUCCUCUUGUGUGUCUUGUUAAACGUACUGACGUUGUGUGUGUGUGUGUGUGUGUGUGUGUGUUAUAUCGAAGCAUGUGCAGUGAGUGACUGUAUCUGAAUAGCUGGGAAGCUGUGAUAAGUAAAACUAUGAUAGAUUAAACACGGAGGGUCAGUGUGAGGUCAGGAUCGGUCAGGUAGUGCCUGCACUCUUCAUUUAGUUGGUUUGGGUCUUAAUUCUAGGACGAACCUCCCAAAGGCAGCAGAAUAAUGAUUUCCUGAUUGGAAAGGAAGUUAUAUUAUUUUGCUUCUUCGUUCUGCCGUGUUGUUUAAUAAUGAUCAGCGGGGUGGGGAAGGUGGGGAAGGUGGGGGUGUGCUGCAUGCCAAAAGAGUUCUACUGAAGACCUGCAGUGAUUUCACUGGAUUUUAAUGCGUCGGACUGCAGCGUGGGAGGAACAGUAAACACAAUAAACACUUUAUUUUUAGGUUGAAAGAAUAACGAGCGGUUAUAAGCAGAGCUAGAUUUAAUGUGUUGUGUUUGCUGUAGUAAUUUAUAUAGUUGAGAGUUCUGUUGUGAAUGUUUUACUUAUAAAGAAAGAAAAAUUUAUAAUGCCCAA
Molecule: messenger RNA, 8797 nt
Organism: Trichomycterus rosablanca
Lineage: Eukaryota; Metazoa; Chordata; Actinopteri; Siluriformes; Trichomycteridae
Product: DENN domain-containing protein 4B-like
Exons: 28
Coding region: 215-4687 (1490 amino acids)
Biological process (GO): regulation of Rab protein signal transduction
Cellular component (GO): cytoplasmic vesicle
Molecular function (GO): protein binding
Source: RefSeq, a predicted model, not a curated record